This is a messenger RNA of Ilex paraguariensis (yerba mate), 480 nucleotides long. NCBI's taxonomy places the organism in Eukaryota, Viridiplantae, Streptophyta, Magnoliopsida, Aquifoliales, Aquifoliaceae. The record is from the annotation of a GenBank genome assembly.
AUGGAAAACAUGUAUGAGAACAAUCCUGAUGCCAAGUACGAUGGAGCACUGUCAAUUGGAGUUCCCCGUGAGCUAGCUGGCCUUCAUGAAGCAUGGUUGAAACAUGGGCAAUUGCCUUGGAGGACUUUAUUCCAACCAGCAAUUAAACUUGCUAAAGAGGGAUUUGUGGUUUCUCUAUAUCUCGAAUCAGCCAUAGGUCAUUCCGCAAACAAAAUAAUGGCUGACCGCUGCUUACAGCAAGUAUAUGCACCAAAUGGGAAAUUGCUACGAGCUGGUGAUAUAUGCUAUAGUUUGGAACUUGGCCUCAGCUUAGAGACAGUAGCAGAACAAGGGCCACAAGCCUUCUACAAUGGAACGAUUGGGAAAAAUCUAGUUGAGGAUGUGAGAGAGGCAGGUGGAAUUUUGACUAUGGAAGACUUGAGGAAUUACAAAGUGGAUGUUAUGGAUGGAGACNGGAACGAUUGGGAAAAAUCUAGUUGA